GGAAAAUUGAAAAUUUGAAUUAUUGCGAUUUGCAAAGAAGCAAAUUGAAAGUAAAAACAAGUUUGUCCUUUGUAUUGCACCUGAAGGUCAUUAAUUUAUAAUAAUUAUUAUUAACGAAUUACAAAUGCAUGCAUAAAUAGUACUACGUCGAUACAAUUUUACGCCUGCGUAGUGCAAUAAAAACUGAAGUUCUGUCAAAAACUGUUUGGCGCGCUGAUAAGUGUUGCUCAUCACGAAUCACGAUGAUACUAUUUUACGUAUUACUCGUUGAUGAGAUUGCAUACAUUCCUCACGUCUCCGGAGUAAUUUCAACUUGUAAAAGUUUUAUCAAAAAUGAGUGAUAAUCAGAGUAACUAUAAAAUGGCACGCCAAAAUGGGAUAGUGCAGCCUUUAUUAACAGACUUGUAUCAAAUAACAAUGGCUUAUGCGUACUGGAAAUCAGGAAAAGCAAAUGAUGUUGCGGUAUUUGAUCUGUUUUUUCGCACUAACCCUUUUCAUGGAGAAUUUACAAUCUUCGCUGGACUAGAAGAAUGUUUGAAGUUUUUAGAGAACUUUCAUUAUUCAGAUAGUGAUAUUGAGUAUCUGAGGCAAACGCUCCCGGCUAACAUUGAAACAGAAUUUUACGACUAUUUGAAAGAUUUAACUUGUAAGGAUGUGAAAUUGAGUGCUAUAGAGGAAGGCUCUGUGGCAUUUCCAAGAGUUCCGCUCAUGAGGAUCGAAGGCCCGCUCAUAAUAACGCAGCUCAUAGAGACAACGCUGUUGACUCUCGUGAACUUUGCAAGUUUGAUGGCGACGAAUGCAGCUCGAUACCGCAUGGUUGCCGGCAAGAACAUAUCGCUGCUGGAGUUCGGGCUGCGACGAGCGCAAGGACCCGACGGAGGUCUUUCUGCCUCCAAAUACUCAUACAUUGGUGGAUUCGAUGGGACAAGUAACGUGUUGGCCGGGAAAAUGUUCAACAUUCCCGUGAAGGGGACGCACGCGCACUCUUUCGUGACGUCGUUUAGCACGCUCGAGGACAUACACUCUGUCACGCUGAGACACGCCGUGACGCGGGAACAGUGUAACCUCCUAGAACUGUCACUCGCGUGGAGGAAACGGCUAUCUAGUAUCAUGGACGUGUCCCCGGACGAAGCCAGCGACGGAGAACUCGCCGCUCUUAUAUCGUACGCCCAAGCGUUCCCAACGGGCUUCCUAUCCCUAGUGGACACCUACGACGUGAAGAGGUAUAAUAUUGGCUUAGCACCUCACAGACGCAACGGUCGUUACAAUAGCAACUGUGGAUCCGAUAUACCUGCGACGACGGUCGAUCGCACACUGAGAAGUGGCUUGCUGAAUUUCUGCGCUGUGGCGCUAUCGCUACACGACUGUGGAUAUCGGGCAGUUGGUAUACGUAUAGACAGCGGGGAUCUAGCAUACCUAUCUAUAUUGGCCCGGGAUAUCUUCAAGCAAGUCGCCGAGGAGUUCAACCUGCCGUGGUUUGCUGAGCUCACUAUAGUCGCUUCCAAUGAUAUCAAUGAAGAGACGAUACUUAGUUUGCACGAGCAGGGCCACGCUAUUGACUGUUUUGGAAUUGGAACACAUUUGGUGACCUGCCAGCGGCAACCAGCGUUGGGUUGUGUGUAUAAACUUGUAGAGAUCAACGGUCAACCUCGUAUCAAAUUGAGUCAAGAUGUCGGCAAGGUUACUAUUCCUGGACAUAAAGAGGCAUACCGGCUUUUCGGUGCCGACGGGCACGCACUGAUCGAUCUUCUACAGCGGUCUACGGAGGCGCCCCCUCGCACGGGACAGAAAGUUCUCUGCCGACAUCCUUUCCAGGAGUCCAAACGUGCUUACGUCAUACCGAGCAAGGUCGAGCAUCUGUAUAAGGUAUACUGGAAGGACGGGCGCAUCUGUGUCCACCCCAAGCCGCUGUCGGAGGUGCGAGAGAGAGUUCAGGCAUCGCUCAGAACUCUGAGGCAGGACAUCAAGAGAAAUUUGAACCCUACGCCUUAUAAGGUGGCAGUAAGCGAUGACCUGUAUAGUUUCAUCCACGACUUGUGGCUGCAAAACGCGCCGAUCGGGGAACUGUCUUGAGACCACGAUACACCGAGUAAGAGACGUAAGAUAGCAUUUAAUACUUCCUAAAUAUCUACUUAUCACGCCUGUGAUAACUAAUCGGGACUCUGACUGUCAGUCAUACAGCCAGCAUCCUUAUAGAAUUUGUAAUAUUUUGGGAAAUCAUAAUGUUUUGAGAAUGUGUAUACCAAAUCACAGACAUGAAUUUGUGGGUUUUAAAAACCAUUACAAGUUUAUGCAAUGAACAGUUAUUUGUAAGCGUAUCAGUUUAAUGUUUCUGUAAUCCACGUAUUUUAAUAUCACAAAGUUUUUUUAAUGCAGCUAAAGAAAUAAUCAAAAUUAUGAAUUUUACCUAGUGGUUAAGCUAUUGUAAGCCGGCUGUUUUACUAGUCAACUUUUAUAAAAGGGUAUCGAUGAGCUAUAAUUAAGACAAUUAAAAAUUAUAGUACCUGGAUGACCGAGCUUUGCUCGGUAUAGCAA
Molecule: messenger RNA, 2535 nt
Organism: Aricia agestis (brown argus)
Lineage: Eukaryota; Metazoa; Arthropoda; Insecta; Lepidoptera; Lycaenidae
Gene: Naprt
Product: nicotinate phosphoribosyltransferase
Exons: 11
Coding region: 334-2073 (579 amino acids)
Biological process (GO): NAD+ biosynthetic process
Molecular function (GO): nicotinate phosphoribosyltransferase activity
Source: RefSeq, a predicted model, not a curated record